This is a messenger RNA of Sinocyclocheilus anshuiensis, 1843 nucleotides long. Its product is annotated as UNC93-like protein MFSD11. NCBI's taxonomy places the organism in Eukaryota, Metazoa, Chordata, Actinopteri, Cypriniformes, Cyprinidae. The record is from RefSeq and is a predicted model, not a curated record. The transcript is spliced from 14 exons. The coding region runs from base 273 to 1613 and encodes 446 amino acids.
UUGAGGGGUUGGUGAUCUUUCAGCGCUUAGUCAAUCGACAACUUUAGUAUAAACAAGUAUAGAGAUCAUUUCACGCACAUCCUAAUGUUCAUACAGUGAAUGGCUGCUGAUUUUAAAGAUCAAGCAUGACUGAUGCAGCAACAACAGCAACUGGGUGUUAAAGUUUGGCUUUGUGAAUAGGUUUGUUUCCUGGAUGCUGGUUUUAUUUACAUGGACCAAGAUACACUCGCUGAAACUCUUGCGUCUUACAUGAGGAUUUAGUUGAGCUGAGGAUGGCGGAUAUUAGGACAUAUAAUGUUGUUAUUUUGGGAAUAGGAUUUUUGCUCAUUUUUACAGCCUUCACCACCUGUGGUAAUAUCGAACAAACAGUGGUGAAAAGCUUGAAUAGCACUAACUUCACUGGGAGUGGCUAUCAUAGCCUUGGAAUAAUAUAUGGAGUUUUUUCAUUCUGUAAUGUGUUAGCUCCCAUUAUCGUUGCAAUAAUUGGACCACAGUUUACCAUGUUCUUGAGUGGAGUUCUUUAUAGUGGUUAUAUAGCUGUAUUCAUCAUUCCAUCCACAUGGUCCUUUUAUUUCACAUCAGUAGUAAUUGGCAUCGGAGCAGCCAUGCUUUGGACAGCUCAAGGGCACUUUCUGGUGGAGAACUCUGAUGCUUCCACCAUCAACAGGAACACAGGAUUGUUUUGGGCUUUACUGCAGUGCAGUAUGUUGUUUGGAAAUCUAUACAUUUAUUUUGAUUGGAAAGGAAAAACUGAAAUUACAGAUAAAGACAGAAGGAUUAUGUUUACUGCUCUGCUGGUUAUCUCAGCACUCGGGACACUAAGUUUUCUUGCAUUGAGGAAGGUCUGUCAGCAGGAAGAGGUUCUCUCUGAAGAGGAGGGCCAGUCUCUGUUAUCGGCAAGAUUGAAAUAUAAACAAAGAGCAACAUCUGCUGUGACAGAAGCGAAAACACAGUUUAAGACGAUUUUGGAAAUCUUCAAAACAAAAACCAUAUUGCUAUUAAGUUUCUGCAUGGCAUACAGUGGUUUGGAGCUGUCAUUUUACAGUGGCGUUUAUGGAACCUGCAUUGGAGCUACGACACACUUUGGCGAUGUAGCAAAAGGCUUAAUUGGCAUUUCAGGCAUUGUGGUGGGAAUCGGAGAAAUAGUUGGGGGAGGAUUGUUUGGCCUUGUAUUGAAGAAUAACCGUUUCAGGCGCACUUCAGUUGUCUUCUUAGGAAUGGUUGUGCACUUUGUGGCCUUCUACUUGAUAUUCCUCAACAUACCAGAUGACGCACCUGUGGUUUUCCAAACAAGCUCACAACAUAAGCCAUAUCUGGUACCAAGCGUGUCCAUCGCCCUGCUGUGCAGCUUCCUGCUGGGUCUUGGGGACAGCUGUUUCAAUACUCAACUCUACAGCAUUGUGGGCCGGGCGUUUGCUGAGCAGAGUGCACCAGCCUUUGCUAUAUUCAAAUUCAUACAGUCUAUUUUUGCAGCUGUGGCGUUCUUCUACAGUGGUUAUAUACUGCUGACCUGGCAGCUCCUCGUGAUGGUCGUCAUGGGAUUCACAGGAACGCUGUGUUUUUUCAUGGUGGAGAGGAUGCAGAAUAUGUCAGCUGACACACAGGAGUAUUAGUUUGGGGUCUUUCUCAGGACACAUUUCAGUAAGUGUACUACUUGCACUAUUAGUUUGUUGUAAUUAAGAUGAAGUUGGUAGUAUAAAACACUACUCGUGAUUUAUGCGAAAGUGCCUUUGUUUUUGUAGGACUUUUGGGACCUUAAAAAUACAGAUGGAAUUACAGUUAUUAUUUUUUUUAUUUACAUGCUAUGAUAGAAAAUUGUUAGUUGGAAUUGCAUUACGAUUUU